AGGCCAGCUCUGGCGGCGCGCCCAGCGGAGCCCGGGCCGAGCGAGGAGGUCGGCGACGGGGAGCCGAAGAGCGAGGACGACCUCGAGGUCGAGGAGGGCGCGGACGUCGACGAGGGCGUGAUCGUCAUGUCGAGGCUCCUCUCGCGGGCGCCCGCCGGGGAGUGCGCCUGGGACGUGUGGCUGGACGCGGUGCGCAAGUGGCCGAGGCUGCAGCUUACCCUGGGGUCGCCCGACUUCAUCCGUGGCGACAGCGAGGAGCUCAGGGUCCGCUUCGACGCCGGCAAGCUCGGCUCGCUGGUGGACGAGGAGCGGAGGGACUGCGAGGAGAG
Prorocentrum cordatum is the source of this 329-nucleotide messenger RNA. The record is from the annotation of a GenBank genome assembly. Lineage: Eukaryota; Dinophyceae; Prorocentrales; Prorocentraceae.